AUGUCUGGAUCGCUAUAUCGAAGUCCCUCGGCAGCGCUUUACAAGAGUCCUUCAAUGAGUGCUUUUGGUGGUCCUCCUGCACCAUUUGGUAGCAUGUCUAUUGCUGAUUUGGGGAGUUUAACUCGUCUUGAAGACAAGAUUCGUUUAUUGCAAGAAGAUUUGGAAUCUGAACGGGAACUUCGAAACAGAAUCGAACGAGAGAGAGCUGAUCUUAGCGUUCAACUGAUUGCACUGACUGAUAGACUUGAAGAUGCCGAAGGUACUACCGACAGUCAAAUUGAAUCGAAUCGUAAACGUGAGGCAGAAUUGCAAAAGCUGCGCAAAUUGCUCGAAGAAUCACAGCUGGAAAGUGAAGAUGCGAUGAAUAUUUUGCGAAAAAAACAUCAAGAUGCUUGCCUUGAUUACAGUGAACAAAUUGAGCAACUGCAAAAAAAAAAUUCAAAAAUCGACCGCGAACGCCAGCGUCUCCAGCAUGAAGUUAUCGAACUUACUGCCACAAUUGACCAACUUCAGAAGGAUAAGCAUUUGGCUGAGAAAGCAGCAGAAAGAUUUGAAACACAAACUAUUGAAUUGGGCAACAAAGUCGAAGAUUUAAAUCGACACGUGAAUGAAUUGGCUCAACAACGUCAACGCUUACAAGUUGAAAAUAAUGAUCUCAUAAAAGAGAUUCAUGACCAAAAAAUACAACUUGACAACUUGCAACAUGUGAAAUAUCAACUUGCGCAGCAACUUGAAGAAGCACGCAGACGUUUGGAAGAUGCCGAGCGUGAACGAUCGCAACUUCAAGCGCAACUCCAUCAGGUUCAACUUGAAUUGGAUUCAGUGCGCACUGCUUUGGAUGAAGAAUCGGCUGCGAGGUCAGAGGCCGAACAUAAGCUUGCUCUUGCAAAUACUGAAAUUACUCAGUGGAAGAGCAAAUUUGACGCUGAGGUCGCUCUUCAUCACGAAGAGGUUGAAGAUCUGCGCAAAAAAAUGUUGCAAAAGCAAGCCGAGUAUGAAGAACAAAUUGAAAUUAUGUUGCAAAAAAUAUCGCAGCUCGAAAAAGCUAAAUCACGUCUUCAAAGUGAAGUUGAAGUACUUAUUGUGGAUUUAGAAAAAGCACAAAAUACAAUAGCUAUUCUCGAACGAGCCAAGGAGCAGCUCGAAAAAACCGUUAAUGAGUUGAAAGUACGAAUCGAUGAGCUCACAGUUGAACUUGAAGCUGCACAACGAGAAGCUCGUGCGGCCCUGGCUGAACUUCAGAAGAUGAAGAACUUGUACGAAAAAGCAGUCGAACAGAAAGAAGCUCUGGCUCGAGAGAACAAGAAACUGCAGGAUGAUUUGCAUGAGGCUAAAGAAGCUCUUGCUGAUGCGAACCGUAAACUCCAUGAGCUUGACUUGGAGAAUGCACGGUUAGCCGGAGAAAUACGUGAUUUGCAAACAGCUCUCAAAGAAUCGGAAGCUGCGCGACGUGAUGCAGAGAAUCGCGCACAACGUGCACUUGCUGAAUUGCAACAACUUCGCAUUGAAAUGGAACGACGAUUACAAGAAAAAGAAGAAGAAAUGGAAGCACUUCGCAAAAAUAUGCAAUUUGAAAUUGAUCGCCUCACUGCUGCGUUGGCUGAUGCUGAAGCUCGUAUGAAGGCAGAAAUUUCACGUUUGAAGAAGAAGUAUCAAGCAGAAAUCGCUGAACUCGAAAUGACUGUUGAUAACCUCAAUCGCGCUAAUAUUGAAGCACAAAAAACGAUCAAAAAACAAAGUGAACAGCUUAAAGUGCUACAAGCAUCACUUGAAGAUACCCAACGUCAACUGCAGCAAACACUAGAUCAGUAUGCUUUGGCUCAGCGCAAAGUCUCUGCACUGAGUGCCGAAUUGGAAGAAUGCAAAGUUGCGUUGGAUAAUGCCAUUCGUGCAAGAAAACAAGCUGAAGUCGAACUUGAAGAUGCUAAUGUUCGCAUUGCUGACUUAGUAUCAGUGAAUAACAAUUUGACAGCAAUAAAGAAUAAACUCGAAACAGAACUGUCAACAGCCCAGGCAGAUUUGGAUGAGGUCACAAAAGAAUUACACGCCGCGGAUGAACGAGCUAACCGAGCUUUGGCUGAUGCAGCUCGAGCUGUAGACCAACUCCAUGAAGAACAAGAACAUUCCAUGAAAAUCGAUGCUCUUAGGAAAUCUUUAGAAGAGCAGGUAAAACAGUUGCAAGUACAAAUUCAAGAAGCAGAAGCAGCAGCUUUAUUAGGUGGCAAACGUGUAAUUGCUAAACUUGAGACACGUAUACGUGACUUGGAAACAGCAUUAGAUGAGGAAACACGCAGACAUAAAGAAACGCAAGGUGCUCUGAGGAAGAAGGAUCGACGCAUCAAGGAGAUUCAGAUGCAAGUUGACGAGGAGCAUAAGAUGUUUGUAAUGGCGCAAGACACUGCUGAUAGACUUAUGGAAAAACUUAACAUUCAGAAGAGACAACUUGGAGAAGCUGAGUCUCUAACAAUGGCAAAUCUUCAACGCGUACGAAGAUACCAGCGUGAACUGGAAGAUGCGGAAGGUCGUGCAGAUCAAGCAGAAAGCUCGUUACAUCUGAUCCGUGCUAAGCAUCGUUCUUCAGUAGUGACUGGUAAAAACGCCUCGGCAUCAAAAAUAUAUGUUUUAGAGGACGAACAGUAA
Molecule: messenger RNA, 2640 nt
Organism: Thelazia callipaeda (thelaziosis nematode)
Lineage: Eukaryota; Metazoa; Nematoda; Chromadorea; Rhabditida; Thelaziidae
Source: the annotation of a GenBank genome assembly